This is a messenger RNA of Trachymyrmex septentrionalis, 956 nucleotides long. RefSeq names its product eukaryotic translation initiation factor 4E-binding protein 3 (gene Thor). Gene Ontology annotation, molecular function: eukaryotic initiation factor 4E binding. Gene Ontology annotation, cellular component: cytoplasm. Bases 410 to 754 code for a protein of 114 amino acids. The transcript is spliced from 3 exons. Gene Ontology annotation, biological process: negative regulation of translational initiation. The record is from RefSeq and is a predicted model, not a curated record. Lineage: Eukaryota; Metazoa; Arthropoda; Insecta; Hymenoptera; Formicidae.
ACGUUGUCUGUUCACAAGCUCGUCGCGCGAGUCCGGUUGAGGUCUAUCUUUUGUCUCGUAGGUUAUGUCGCGUUGAUAGCGCGUAUUAAAAUCGCGAUCGCGUUAAAAUCCAUAAAAUUACACGCGAAUCUGUUUCAAUCUACAACUCCGCGAGCGAGAAAUUAAACGGGUCGGUAAAAUCGCACGGCAUUCUGUCCUCCAUUAAAAAGGUCGGGUGAACACCCUCUCCGCUUAUUGCGUUGCUUUUUGCUAAUAUUGAAAUUCCUGAAAUUCUCGCCUUUGCUUUCUUCGCGGUGGACGUAACGUAAGAAGAAGAGAAAGAAAGAAGGAAAGGGAGAGAGAAAGAGGAGCCGCGUCCAAAUCGACGCCCGGAAAUAAAUAACACGUGGUGGAAAAGAAGAACUACGAAAUGUCGGCGUCUCCUAUUGCCAGACAGGCCACCCAGAGCCAGUGCAUACCAUCUAAGAGAGUCGUCAUUCAUCAUCCCAACCAGCUACCGGUCGACUACUCGUCCACCCCCGGAGGCACGCUCUACUCCACGACGCCGGGAGGUACUCGCAUCGUAUACGAACGUGCGUUUUUGAUGAAUUUGCGAAACUCUCCGAUAGCACGAACACCACCAAGCAAAUCGCUGAGGAUACCGUCUGAAUUACUGAGGGGGAAUACUCCGAUCAUCACGAAAGAUCCCGCAAAAAAUACUAAGAAAGAUUCUCUGAUCGAGGAAUCCGCGGAGCAAUUUGAAAUGGAUAUGUGAAUAAGUAAAUGCAACGUGCUGUUGUUUAUGACGAUUGAAAUGUGUUCGUAGCCAUGCUCAAGAAUAUUGUCAAUCAGUCCUAUGACAAUCGCACAGAGUUGAGAGCACAUGGCUAAUACGCUUUAAUCCUGUGCCUUUUACCAGUGGUCUUAAGAAUUGUGAAUCUUAUAAAAAGAUUUUCUCCUUGACGAAAGGCCAUAUC